AUGCAGCGCGGCUCUGACCCGGAGGACCCGCGGGGUCUGUUUGAAGACUAUCUGAGCAGUCACGUGACCGUGUGCCCUGAGCCCGGCCCGUGCCAGGAUGAGGACCUCCUGAGACGAGGGGCAGAGGCGCUCCUAGAGCAUCCUGUAACCAGCGCUUCGCUGAUCCAGCUGUGCUAUCAUGUGCUGGAGACCCUGUCCACAGACCACACAGACCUGCGGCGCCUGGUCCGGGCCACUGAACUACUAGAGACACUUUGCCUCAACUUGUACUUUUAUCCGUGGAGGAAGGACAUCCGGAAACUUAAGUCUUUCACAGGUGCAUUCGUCUACUGCCUCCUGCCGGCCCUCGGCUGCACUACUCUCCAGUCCCUCUUGGCAUCAAUCGGAUACAUGCCCGAAAAGCCCGGGCCUUCACCCAGUGAUUACAGACUGUUUAAAGAUGCAAGUCUUGAGAGCGCCGUCCAAGUGGCCUUUGAGCUCCUGUUGACUAGAGCUCUGUGCCUUCAUCUGCUCCAGCAGCACAGCAAGGCUUCAUUGCAGGAGUGUGUGGACAACCUCAAACUCAAUUUGCCUGCAGAACUGUCACGUCGCAGUGAGUGCAUGGCAGUCAGUGCAGAGAGAGAGGAGAACCAAACUGAUGCUGAUCCAGGCAGAGAAGUGUGUCCAGAGGGAGCCUCAGGACUCACUGACGACCAGCCGAACGAUCGUCUGCACUUGACAUACACAGACCUGGUGUUCAGGGGCCGCCCUCUGCAGGAGGAUGAUACCAGCCUUUCACCCCAGACAGACAUGUUCCCACUCAGGCGCCGUGCACAGAGAGCUCGAGAGCAAAGGCCUCCCAGUUACAGACCCAGACCAAGCCAAGACCUCAGGGAGGACGACGGACUGAGUGGACCCCUGGGGCUCUCUCUGCACAUCACAUCAAGACCACAAACAGGCAUCCAGUGGCUCAGGCCAGAUCAAUCUGGUCUUUCUGAAGAAAACGCUGUGUGUGAGAUGCCCAAAAGAGGAAGUACCCAAGAUCACAUGCAGGACCAGACCACCUCCGUAGACUCAAGCGGAGAGGAUUCACUCUGA
Messenger RNA from Knipowitschia caucasica, 1077 nucleotides. The record is from the annotation of a GenBank genome assembly. NCBI's taxonomy places the organism in Eukaryota, Metazoa, Chordata, Actinopteri, Gobiiformes, Gobiidae.